Molecule: messenger RNA, 540 nt
Organism: Vanrija pseudolonga
Lineage: Eukaryota; Fungi; Basidiomycota; Tremellomycetes; Trichosporonales; Trichosporonaceae
Exons: 2
Coding region: 1-540 (179 amino acids)
Source: RefSeq, a predicted model, not a curated record
AUGUCCAAGACGCUAGGCGGGACGGCGUGCGGGGACCCACGACACCACUUGGUGUCGCACAUCAUCCUCGACGCCGAGUGGCCGUUCGAGGCCUACGAGGGUCCAUCCAUCGCUCUCCCGAUGAACGCGAGGGAGAUAUAUCCUGUGGGGUCGUGGAGUCAGGAUGCCAUCCUGGCUCAUUACGCUCGCCCGGGCUCCUUUGAGGUGGUCGUCGCUGUGCAAUGGCUCUACCAGUGCCAGCGCGAGAACCGGCUAGUGGGCUGGAGGGAGGAUGAGCCUGACCAAGGUGGAUGGCAAAUUCACGCCCACUUUGACCCCGACUUUGCGUGGCCCGUGGCGAACAACGAGGGCGACCGCGACGACGACCACAACGGCGGCAACUCGGAGCACGACGGGGAGGGGGAGGAGGUGGAGGAUGAGGAGGAGGGGUGCUACGACGAGGAGGAGUACGAUGACGACAACGAGGAGGAGGACGAGGAGGACGACGACGAGGAGGACGACGAGGAGGACGACGAGGACGAAGACGGGUACGACGAGUAG